AUCUUUACUUCAUUGGCUGAUUGGCAUCAAGUAAAUUUAAUUCUGAUCCACACAAGCAAUAAACGGUUAACCAAUGGCGAACAUCUCUGAUAUGCAGGAGGAAACCUCGACGCCGUUUAGCGCAAGUUUUGAUCGUUCAAACCCACUAGGGUUUGUGGAGAAAGUUCUUGAAUUUAUUGGGAACGAGAGCGACUUUCUGUUGAAAGACACGUCGGAUAAGGAGAUCGCCACUGCUGUUACGGCCGUGAAGAAGAGGUUGAGGGAAGCCGAGAAGGAGGAGGAGGAUGAAGAGGUCUUGAAGACCCUAGAGAAGAAGCUAAAGGAGGAGAGUGUGACCAUGGAGGUGGAGAAGCAGAAUAUGGAAAGCUUGAAGCCAAAGGAACCCAUUGAGGUGGAGAAUCCUAACGAAGGGAAUGUCACGCUUGGUGAAGUUCCUAAUAAAGGAAAUGGGCUUGAUUUUCAGAUGUACUCAUGGACGCAGACUCGCAAGGAGGUCACAAUCAACAUUCCAGUACAUAGCGGAACUAACUCACGGUCCGUUACAUGUAAAAUCGACAGGUACCGUCUGAAAGUUUGUCUCAAUGGGAAUCAUACAAUCAUAGAUGGAGCACUCUUCGAUGCUGUGAAGCCUGACGACUGCUUCUGGUAUCUCGAUAAGAAGGUCAUAACAGUGCUCUUGACAAAGCACGAGUAUGGGUGGUGGAAGUAUUGUGUGAAAGGGGAACCUGAAAUUGACACUAAGAAAGUUAAAGCAGGGAGCAGUAAACUGGAUGAUCUCGACCCGGAGACUCGCAGUACAGUUGAGAAGAUGAUGUUUGAUCAAAGGCAAAAGCAUGAUUUGAAGAAGAAGUCCAUCUCUCAGCAUCACUCUCAAAACUGGAUGAAAGAUCGAAGGUUCUGGUAAGAAUCUUACAAAUAAUCCUAAGUAGUAAUGAUUAGGACAGGAUAACAAGUUGUUGGCGUUUUAAUAUGAUGAUUAUAUACGUUAGAUCUUGUCAAGCUAUCUCUAAAAAUUACAUAUA
Raphanus sativus (radish) is the source of this 1022-nucleotide messenger RNA. RefSeq names its product protein BOBBER 2-like. Gene Ontology annotation, biological process: protein folding. The record is from RefSeq and is a predicted model, not a curated record. Lineage: Eukaryota; Viridiplantae; Streptophyta; Magnoliopsida; Brassicales; Brassicaceae. The transcript has a single exon. Bases 74 to 904 code for a protein of 276 amino acids. Gene Ontology annotation, cellular component: cytoplasm.